AGGUAUUUCACUUUUUCAAUGCUGAAAGAAAUAAAUACAGCGGCACAAGGGUCGUUGGACAGCCUUGCCGCUCUGUCAACCCAAUAUCAGACCAAAUCGGCCUUCGCAGAUAUCAUCAAAGGAGUUCGUUGUGACCUUCAUUCAGUUCCCUUGCCUACAACUUACAUGGACCCCCGCAUAUCUCCACGCAAAGACGAGAUCGAAACAAUUCACCGCAGUCUGACAGCCUUGAAUACCUCAUUGGAACACGAUGUGCUGCGUUAUCACAGAAACUCUGUUACCCUCACGUCUAUGUGGCCUGAUCUUUGGAUUUGGGCAGAACCCUUUUUCCAAACUCAUUUUGUAACUGUUGCAGGGGAUGACGACGCAUUGUACGCCGAACUCCUUGACGUCCUAACUCCCACUGCAAUGGCAGUAAUGGACUCCAUCGGGACUCUCUUAUACGCUCCCCGUAUGCGCUCCAGAGUGUUUCGACACGUCAAUUUGUUCUUGCAUGAUGCGAAUUUGGGUUCGCAUAUUUUCCAAUGUCCAGAACUUCCAUUUCGAGCUCCGAGUUUCCAAGAUGAUGAGCGGGGUGCUAGACAAGUGCUAGAAUCUGUGGAGCAGCAGACCAAAAUCUCAUCGACCCUCCACUUGGUUCCUCCUGAUCAUGUCAAAGCGUCAUUGUUCACAGCUGUUGGAACCAUAUCGCUAGGUCCAAGAGAGGGAAUGGGGAAUCGCUAGUGAUGAUUACCUUGCUUGCAAGGUCUCUGCUGUGCAUAACGAUGUGAUGACUAAGAGGUGGCAAUCGUGUGAUGCUAAUAUUUCCUUUUUCCUUCUGAGCGGCCACGCUAUGUCUUUCUACGACGGGAAAGACAUCGCACAGGAACUCGACAUGGAACAAAUCAAUCAGAUAUUCGAACAUCACAAUGUAAGGCAGAGGCACUUUCUCUCAGCUUUCCCUCAACUGCAACUUGACAUCACC
Molecule: messenger RNA, 964 nt
Organism: Desarmillaria tabescens
Lineage: Eukaryota; Fungi; Basidiomycota; Agaricomycetes; Agaricales; Physalacriaceae
Exons: 2
Coding region: 19-723 (234 amino acids)
Source: RefSeq, a predicted model, not a curated record